UCCGUUGGCCAACACUGCCGCAUUUGAAAAUACUGCGAAUCGCAGCAGGCGCUUUUGCCGCAUUUAAUUUAGGUUGAAAUUGGGCGAGUUUGUGACUGGAUUAAGAUGUACAACGAUGAGGUGCGAACGCCGCAGGCCCUCAAGAACCGAUAUUUCACCAAUCUCAGCGGCCUGAAGUGCCGGGCGCGCCGGAACAGCCACACAAGCAGCAGCACUUUGACGGCGUCGUCGGCAACGCCAACGAAUGGCGGCAAGGAAAAUGGAAAAUGCAGCCCCCAGAUGUCGGGAAAUGUGUGCACCCCGCCCCCGAAGCGGCUGCACAAGGUGCGCAAUCCCUUCGAGGGAGCCAUGGCCGAUCGUCUGCACCUGCCGCUGAUUGCCAGUCCCUCGCUUUUCCGCUCGAGGACACCACAACUUUCGUCCACCCAGUUCGAGUGGAACAUUGACGAGGUCUCCCAGCUGAAACCGGCCGAUGUGGAGCCCCACGAGACGCAGUUCCACGACUCCCCCGAUCCCGAGCAGGAAUCCAAGGCCCAGCUGGCCAUCAGUGCCUUUUUCAAGGAGUCGCACAUUGUGCCCAGUCCGGUGGACUGUCCGCUGCGGAAACAGCGCAUUAUACUCAACCACAGCGAGGAUAACACCCCCAUAUCGAAUAAGUCGCGUAGGAGGCGGGACUGCGAGGUGCAAACAGAACUAAGCCUGCCGCCCAUACUGCCCAAAGCUCUGGAAGAGGCCCUGCGUCCGUACUUCCAGCCCCAUUUGGCAGGCCGUCUGUCCGGCAGGAGCAAAUCGAGCGGUGGCCAUGACAUAUUCAACAGUUCCAUGCGCAGGAAACUCUUUGAUCUGCACAAUGUCAUUGUUUUGGGCGAACAAGAUCCCCCCGAGCAGUCGUCGCCCAUGGUGGGCUCCAGUCCACAGGGCAAACAAACCAUGUUUGCGGGCAGGCUCUCGGAUUCCGCUUCGGGAGAAGGUAGUUUCGGUUGCCUGUCGCCCAUCAGAAAUCUCUGCGGCCUGCCGCCAGGAACCCCAGAUGAUGGCAACUGUUCGGGGAAGAGGAAACUGCUAAUGCACGAGCUGGAGCUGCCAUCGCCCAUAGCUCCUUCCGAGCAUCUCAGCCGGCGAUUGGUGUACUCCAAGGUGGAGGUCAGCACUACGGAGCAGCAAGAAACCUUGUCAGAGCGCACGGCCUUGAAGUUCACGCCCGACAGGAGCUCCUCGCCCAUGGGCGCACUGGAGCACUCGGAUUGCAGCAUCAAUCAGCGGGUCAGUCGGCUGCGGGUGAACAGCACUCGACAGGUGAUAUUGGAGGCAGGGGAUCAGCCGCUGUUCGAGGAGACCGAAGAGGAGGAGGAGGAGGCUGAAUCCGAGGAGGACGAGGAGGAGGCCGAGGCGAUGCAACUGUCCACCCUGAGCUUCAAUUGCAGCUCCUCCAAUUCGGAUACUCCGCGCGGCCAUAAGAGACAUCGUUCGGCACAACGCAAGAAUCUCUCGCAAUCGUUCAGUGCCAAUUUGGAGGAGGAAGAGGAUCAGGCCCAGGACCCUGGUGCUAACCAGCAAGCGGAGCCACCCGUAGUUGUAGCGCCCCAGCAAGGACCCAGAAUUCCGCUCUAUCGCACCGAUAGCGGCUUCAACGAGACCUCCAGCACAUCGACCUUCGCCUGCUCCCAGGAUCUGCCCCUGGAUGUGUCCAUGGCCUGCUGCUCCACACCCUCCACUCGAUCUUGACCCCCUGCCAUCCGCACUUCUGGAUCGUAGACCCUAUAGGCUAUUUAAUGCAAUAACUCCUCUUCCCAGGCUCAAGAGAGGAAGAAUCGUUUUUAACUGCAAUGUAAACCCACCGUUUAUAUAUUUUGUACUCGUAAUUUAUAUGUUCUUAGUGAAAAUAGGCCAAAUAGUUAUGUAAGCUUCGCGUUUCUGUCAUUUAUUAACUUAAUUCAUUGUCAUUGUUGUGUUUAGGGAACUUAAUAAAAAUCUUCCGAUGCCAUAUUUAGUUUAAUAGA
Messenger RNA from Drosophila subpulchrella, 2000 nucleotides. RefSeq names its product protein aurora borealis (gene bora). The transcript is spliced from 2 exons. Gene Ontology annotation, biological process: regulation of mitotic spindle organization; activation of protein kinase activity; regulation of mitotic nuclear division. Gene Ontology annotation, molecular function: protein kinase binding. Gene Ontology annotation, cellular component: nucleus; cytoplasm. NCBI's taxonomy places the organism in Eukaryota, Metazoa, Arthropoda, Insecta, Diptera, Drosophilidae. The record is from RefSeq and is a predicted model, not a curated record. Bases 106 to 1725 code for a protein of 539 amino acids.